This is a messenger RNA of Dujonia railenensis, 4707 nucleotides long. The record is from the annotation of a GenBank genome assembly. NCBI's taxonomy places the organism in Eukaryota, Fungi, Ascomycota, Pichiomycetes, Serinales, Debaryomycetaceae.
AUGCCACCUGCUGCUACUAGAACAGGACGGAGAGGUUUAAGGUCCCGACAAAAGGACGUCAAUGAUGUAGACAGUCCUGGUACUGUUAGUACGAUGCCGGAGUUAACUGCUGGAACUGAUAGCGUAGCUAAACAGGAUGACUUGAAUUCAUCGCCCGUGAAAUCGAAAUCUGUAAAGAGGACCAUGACUAGUGGGGAAAAGAUUACCUAUGGAAGCGACUGCUCUUCAUCGCCAAUAAAGAGAAAAAAGAUGGUUGUGUUCUCAGAUGAUCUUGUCAUACCCAGCUCGCCAAAUACAAAAGGCAGCAAUACCAAUGGCAUGCUGCCACUUAAAUCUAUAUUAAAGCUAGAAAACAGCACUUUGAGCUUUGGCAUGUCUGCUCCGUCAACUUGGGCUAAAGAGGACGACCUUGAAAGCGAUAAGAACCCCGCUAAUCCAGACUUCUGGCAAGUGGGGACAAUUAUACAGUUGAAGCCUGGAUCUCCUGAACUAAGUCGUUUAGUAGCUGGAAUUGUAAACGUCUUGGAAAACGAGAAUUUUCCAAGAAAGUUUGAAGUUUAUGCUGCUUUGAAUCAUUUAUGUAGGGUCAACAGCCUGGAAACAUUGUACAAUGUAUUUAUAAUAUCACCAAGCGAAAGGGAGAGGAAAUUGGUUUCCAAAAGCCCAGAGAAGUCAUUCAAAACCACUAAUCAUAUCUAUUCCUUAUGUAAGUAUAUUCAAAGAGAUCUUACUAGCUUGGAAAAUGAAUUAUUCGAGCAAGCUGGUCCAGAUACUAAGAUAGAUCCAUUUUGCACUCGUAUAAUCAACCAAGCAUUAAAACUUAUGGCAUUCUUGAUGACAGACCAAGAUUUGAACAAUUUCAUAUCGAUAGAGCAUUCAAGAUGGUUCUAUUUACAUUCCUGUGAUAUGACAAUUAAACCAACUCUUUCGAAAACCCUUGUUCUUUCGUACUUGGUUAUUUUAAAGGAUUGCAAAUUUUCCAAUGCAAAAAAGAAACAGAUGUUUGACAAUCCCAAUAAUAGCAAACUCGAAAACAUCCCAGAGAGGAUAUUAUUCUCUCUUCUUAAUAUGAACGGAUUUUCAUCUUCAUCACUUGUGGUUGAAAAAUUUGUUUCACUCAAGAACUUGAUUGUGAAUUUCCCCACGAUGAUGGCUAAAAACGUAAAUCAUUGGUUUAUGGUACUUGUAGUGAACUUGUGUGAUUUAAACUCCCCAUUGUUUAGUAAGAUAGCGACGAUGGGUAUCCAGACUUUACUUGAAAGUGCAAAAAACUUCAUUGAUAAUAAAAAUGUUCAAUUCACCGUACGAAAGUUCUUGUCCACAAGUCUCCCACACGAAGUGAAAUCAUUAUCCUCAGAUAGCAAAAUAAUACCGUCAUCCCAAUUUAUAAUGGAGGACAGUAGCGAACUGGAAAGUAAGGCGGGAAUUUUGGCCUUUGAUUUUGUGACGAGUAACCUUGAAGAAUUGAUAAGAAAUGGACAAUAUAAAUCGGCGAUGGACAUAUGGGUUGCACUUACCUUAUUGACAGGCGGGAAUAAUUCAAACGGCAGUGGAUACGAGACUUGGCCAUUCUUGGCAAGAUGGCUUAAGAUACAUAAACUUUGCUUCAAUCAACAAGACAAUUUUGCGAAAACUAUUGCCUUGACAAGCUGGAAAGGAAUUAUAUAUAAUAUUUGUCACAAUGAUUUGGACAACCUUAAGAAGCAUAACGACUACAUUUUAAUUAAAAAUGCAGGACAACAACAGCAACAGCAACAAAUACAACAACAGAGUUCCCCUUUUCAGUCUUCUAAUUUAGGGGAGUCCUCAACAGCUCUUUUAAAUUUAUUGAAGCCAAAGAUAAAACUUCUUUUGCAUCCCUUACUUAAUGUGACUGCAGUGGAGAGCCAGAAAGAUAUAAUUGACAUUUUGCAUAAUUUAUUCUUAUCUAUCCUUUACACGUUGUUAAACAAGAAUAACACGGUUACGAAUAACAAUUCAAACGUAAAUGCAAACCCAAACAACGCAAAUAACAUCAAGUUUUUUCACAUUUAUUGGGAUAAAAUCAUUCAGCCUAUUUUGGCCAAUUUUUACUUCAAAAAAGGAUACUCAAAUUCUUAUAUGAAUGAGCUUGGUAUAAAUAUCAUCUGCAAGUUGUUGAAAUCAAAUGAAUACAAUAAUAGCAGUAGCAAUUUCAAUGAUUUAAUGUGCCUUUCAAAUGAGCCUGUCUCUGUGUCCGAUAUCAGUCCACUUCCUCCUAAAUGGGCGUUCAAUAAAUUUGACAGAAUUAUGCAAAAUUUAGUUCUAGUAUUCAAGCUUGACAACUCUCUUGCACUUGAUACAAAAAUAGGUUUCUUUAUGACCUUCUUAAGCAAUAUAAAAGUUAUCACUAAGAAAGAAAUUAAGCCUAGUAACUCAACCAGCGAUAUAAUCGAUAAUUUGCCCUAUAUUUUGAAAGUUAUGUUUGAAAGCAAUACAUUAAGUUUUGAUCAAAUUUACAAGGUAUUAAUUGCAUUGAAUGAUACAUUUGGACCAGCAAACUUGAUCGGUAAAGAAAAUUCUGUAAAUACCACAGCAAGUAACAGUGUCUAUUUUGAUAUUGCAAUUGGAAUUAGAACUGACGAAGAGUUAAGUGUUCAGGAAUCUUAUGAGUUAUAUGGUCUCAUGUAUUCUUCAAUUGGUGAUAGGGAGAAUCUUUGCUUCUUAAAGGAUUUGAUUCAAUUAGAAUUGAAUGAAAAUACUAACGAGGUUUUACGGAUAGAUAGUAGCAUCGAGGAAGAUAAAGAGAAUGAAAAUCCAAGCAAAAGCUCAUCAGAAGUAAAGCAAUCACUUAGUAAUUCAUCCUACAGUCAAUUUUUUUCAUUGAAACCCUUUUACCAGCCAAUUUUAAAUAACCGAAGAAUCAACAAGAGUUCAAAUUCUGAACUCAACACUUGUUCCAUAAUAUUCCAAAAUAUCGAAAGCGAUUUUGAAUUGAUAGCUAAGAGACUAAUUCAAGACAUUGUCAUGGGGACUUCGGAAGAAUUCGAAAGGCUCGUUGGUACACUAAAAGUAUCUAAAUGGACGAUGCCAAUUUUCAAGUAUUUUAUUACUCUUAUGCAUGAUGCUCCUCAUAAUAUUAAACAAAUAACAUUAAAUUUGAUCCUUUCUAAAUGGGAAGAUAAUAUUAAUGGCGAUGAAAACUAUAUCCAAAUAUCGGAAUACUUGGUUGCAAAUAGAUUCAACUAUGAAAUAUUCAAUUUGAAGAAGAACUUGAUGAAAAAAUAUGGAGGUUUGGACUCACGAAAUCAAGAUCGUUUCAAAUGCAUUUGGUCAAACUAUUUAGAUAGCGUAGCUGAGUCUUGUAACUACGUCUUAUUGGAUGAAUUAUUACUCAGUGCCUUUGAAAUUGGUAUGGAUGUUAAACCCUAUGUUCGGAAUAAGUGGGAGAAACUUCCGAUGUUGAAGAGUGAGUGGGAACGCUUGAAUAUCAAGUUGUACAUGGAUGAAAACCUACUUUCAAUUGAUAAAGCAGCUGUUCUCUCUGAAGAGGAGUCUGAUAUAACGUUAAAUUCACUGAGUCCUUUAAGAACCCUGCCACCAAGUGAGUCACCGAUUGUGCCAGAUAAAAAGAAGGAAUCUGAAACUCCAUUGAAGACCCCAAGUAAAAUCAAAGGUAAACCAGUUAGAAAACCGAAAGCGGUAUCUAAGAAGAAGGUCACCAAGAAAACACCAACUACACAGGGCAAUACAUCAAAAACCGAUGUCACUCCUUCUGCAUUUGAUAUACAUUCUUUCACAGCAAUGUUAACUGCUAAGUUGUCUACUCCAACUUCAAACAAAGAAAAAGAACCUCAAGUUAAACAGGUUGAGACAAAAGCAGUUGAUCGAAAUGGUUCUCAAAGAUCUGAUAACCUAUUAAAAGAGAUGAAUGUAAAGGAAAAUAGGCGGGGUAUGGAUGUUACUGACAAUAGUAUUACCGAUAUGAAUAAAGAAAUACGAAUUCAGUCAAGCGAAUAUACUGGUGGGAUUGAAGAUGCCAAUGAUUCUUCAAACUCUAAAGUUUCUGAAUCAUUAGAAGACUUUCAGGCUAAUUCUUUGGAAUUCGAUGAUAACUUUGAUUAUGAGAUGUUUGUUAAAGAAGAAUUCAACAAAGAAAAAUCUCCUGAAUUGGAGGGUACAAUGGCAGAUAAAAAUUUAUUGGAUAACUUGGAAGAGGAAAGUCAGGAAACACCCGAAGACAUAAAAUUAACUAAAAAUUUAGAUAUGCCCUUGAUUGAAAAUAGAGAAGAUGAAGCUGAAGCUGACCUCGGAGCAACACGUAAGAGGAGUUAUCUACAUGAAAUGGAAGAAUCCCCUUUAAAGAAAAAAGAAAAGAAAAAUUCAACAAAAAUAAUAGACUCUAAGUUAGAAGGAGAAACCGAAAGCGUGCUAGAGGUUUCAUCUUCGGUUUCCAAAGAACAUCCCGACGAACUACCACAAGCCAAUGAAAUAAUAUCAAGCUUAGAUGAUACAGAAGGAAGUCAGUCAAAUGGGCAGCUGUUGAAAGAUAGAGAUGGCAUAUCUACUGUUGUUGCCCAAGUUCCAGCAUUAAAAAAGGAAAACUCUGUGGUAACCUUCUCAAACUUCAUAAAAUGCAUAUCAGACGAAGACAUAGCAUGCCUCUCUAGUGAGGAGAGUUUCAAGAUAGAAACGGACAUUUUGGAGUUUAUGAUCCGCAUGCGUAAUAUUAGAAGACAAAAGUCAUAG